AAUUCAGUUUUCAAAAUGGCGGCGAAGAGCGGUGGCUCCGUUGACUGGUCGUCAAUUAUUAAGCCAAUUUUAUCUGCAUCUUAUGGUUCAUUCAACAAAAAUGAGAUUAUUGACCUUGUUAAAGCAAUUGUCAAAAGUGAAUCAGAAUUUUCAAAUCACGAUGAAUCCCAUGAGGCCUUUUAUACGUCUUUUGCUGCUUUAAUUGCUGAUUACAUCAGUGGUUACGCGAAUUCAUUAUCGAAAAAUCAAAUUCCACUUGUUUGGCAAGCAUGCAAAAUUCUAUUGGUCUACUUAGUGGGAAAAUUGCCCCAAAAUCAAACCCAACCUGGCGAUGGAUCGUCAACGAUUUUAACAACGAAACAAUUGCUUCUUGCAAUUCGUUCACUUUGUGUUGGACAGUCACUUCUCGUAAAAACAGAAGAAGUUGCUCUAGUCACAAUUCUGAGAAAUGCAAAAUUACCAUCAUCAGCAACAACAUCAACAACAACAACAGCAACAGGUACAACAACGCCAUUAUCGACAAAUGGCGAGAAAGAAUCAAAUCAACAACACAUCAAGGAAGCAAAGAGAAGUCGAAGCGAUUUGUCGAGCAAUAUUCUUGAACAAUUAACAAUGCCUCUUCAAGAAUUUAUUCCUUCAUUAUCGGCGAGAAUUGAUGUUACCUCCGAUGGAACGAAACUACCUGAGAAUGUUUCCAACGAACAAGCCUCAGACAUAAAGAUGAUGUUCACGGCGAAUAAUAUAGGAACUCUCCAAAAUAUCAGCGCUGGAGACACAUUAUUAGACAUGUGUACAAAUCUUCCGCAUUUGUCACGCUACAGUCGGAAGUAUCAAACUUUUUUAAAUCGUAAAAGUUUCUGCCUCCCUUCAAAUCAUUCAGAAGCGCAUACAAUACGUUACAGUCUUCAUUCAGUUGUGAAUGAUAUAAAUAUCGUUCACAGUGUUGUAUCAUUGCCGAUUCUCGAGCCAUUGACACCAGUGAAAUUAGAGAAAUUAUCACUACUCACAAUGUCGUGUCUCUAUUGUUCAAUUGCAAAUGCAACAGCGUCGAGUAUCGUUGGCAUAACGAAUGCAGUGUCACCGAAAUGUAGUACAAAUCAAGCUGGCCAAGCAACUGGCAAUCAAAGUGGUAAAAGUGCCGAGGAGGAAUACGAUACAUUAGCAAUAAAUGUUGUGGAGAGAAGUUUAGAAAUAUUCAGUCUAGUCUCAAAUAUAAUAAAAUACAGUACACGAGCCGGUGGUCAUAUUCUGCAGAAUCAUCUUUUGAUUGGAGUUUGGCUUCUUGUUGCCGGGUUGCAGGCGCAAUUGUCAGUGAGUAGUGUGAGUGCGGUGGAUAAGAGUAAGGAGGAGAAGGGAAAAUCGCCGAGUAAGGCUAGAGAUGGAACUGGGAGGAUAAAUUUGAUGAAAGUACAACAGGGUUUUGGUGUAUUGUCAGUGGCGUUGGCGUCACAUGCGUUGACAUUGAUGAGCGCACUUUUGGAGGAUGUUUCCGUGGAGGCGGGUCCGAAUCGUCCGCCAACACCGGAACCGGCGCCUUUGGAUAUUCUCGCGACAGUGACGGCAUUGCAGAGGGCGGCGACAUUUUUCCAAGCGGCGCCUCUUAAUCAUCUGCUUUUCUACUUGGCAACGAUAAGUUACAGGAAAGCUUGCACCUUAAAGCGAGUGCAGAAACAUUCCCUCGAGGGCGACACAUUGAGUCAAUCGGACUCGACCACGUACUACGAGGAUUUGUUGAGUUGCUCGGAGAAUUCGGCCGACGAGGAAGAAGACAGUGAACCGAUUUUGGGACUUUGGUUCGAGGAGACUUUGGCACCUUCAGACAGUCAGUCGAGUAAUGCCUCGAAGGAGACGAAUAAUGAGCCGACUGUCGAGAGAGCGACCACUGCGAUUGUUCCCGAUAAUCGUGAACCACACGGAUAUAUUUCACUGGCAACGCAGAUAUUUCAAUUUAUGAAUCAACAUUUACUGGGAAGUCGGAGUAUUUACGUGAGGGAAUAUGUCAUGAAUGGAUUGGUUGAACAGCAAAUGGUUAUUCUGGCGGCUAUCAUAAGGGAUUUGGAUCAUGAGGCUGCGAGAACGGAAACGGGAACUAUAUCUGUUUUUUAUGGCGCAACACUCGGAGCGAUGUAUUCGGAAUUCUCCCAAGCGCUCAGUUUGUACACACAUAAUUUACUGACGAGAAAUACAUUGAGUGAAACUCUGCAAAAUACGCUUCUGCAACAUUUGGGAGUUAGUCCCUGGGCGACGGAAAAUGCGAAUAGUUCCUCUUGGCCCCUGCAAGUUUAUCCGAGGACACUCAGUGUUCUCGCUCAGAUACUUUUACUAAAACCACAACUCGAAAAGGAAGCAGCGUGCAUAAGUAUUUGGCACCGAUUAGUCACGACAAUGGUAGAAAAUGUUUGCAAUUCACCAGCGAAUUCUGAUGCUGAAAAUGAAGAUUUGAAUGUGGAACAUGCGCAACUUGUUUUGUUUCUCUUUCAUUCUCUGAAUUUAAUGCAAAAGAAAUCUGUUUUGCUCGUAACGGGAAGUGGCGCAGUUCGAUGCAGCGAAGCUGUCAAAACUCCCAUGAAAGAUUCACAAAUUCUUCAUCUAUCGCGCUUGUUACUUCUACUGGAGUAUAUGAUGAAACACCUUUAUGAUGCUCCGUCUUCUCUACUCGAACAGGUGCAAUGGAAUCUUUUAUCGGGAACGAGUUUAGUGUGCGACGCAAAAGAAGGGAAUAAACAGGCAUCAAGAAUUUACACACCAUGGAAGGAGAUUGAAGACAAUUACAAAAAGUUCACACCACAAGAUGAAUUAUCAAUAAAACCGAAAUUCUACAAUUUAACAAUUGCCGAUCUUAAUAAUCAAGAUACACCGAAACUCGAUGGUUUGGCCUGUAAUUUUGUCCUCGGCACAUCGGACAAAAUGAAAUAUCCCCUUCUUGUCGAUGCAUUAAUUGAUAUUCUCAAUAUUAUCAAUCAAACCAGUAUUCCAAGAAAGCAAUCGCCAGAUGCAAAGGAUAAAAUGACAUUCACCGGUCUAUGUGCAACGCAAUAUUGUUUUUCCAUUUGUUGGCGAUUACUUCUCAUGCUACCACCAUCGACAGCCUAUAUGGACGAAUUGGCAUUGGGCGAGGAAAUUCCCUCAACUCCAAUGCUUCUUUAUUCAUUAAUCUGGGGACCGAGGGCCGCUUGUAAAGCAUUCACCGGCUGGAUGAAGGAUUGUCUCGUCAAACAAGGAAUGUACACACAAUAUGCGGAAAAUUUAUUAAAAACAAUUUCGUCAACAGUCACAUCAUUGAAAUAUGACGUUACACUCGCUAAAAAUGCGAUAAAAGCCUUAAUACCAGAAGUGAAGGAGGAGAAAAUAUUACCAAAGAAUUCCCUACCGAAAUUGAGUUCCCUGACAAUAUUGUCGGCAGUAAUUGGCAAAUUACAAGUUAUUAUGGACGAAAGUCUGUAUAAAACAUCGAAUGACAAUAUUGAGCAAUCGAAAAAUCAAUCACAAGAGUCAAUAACUUCGAAUAUUAAUAAAAUGCUAAUAGACAUUUUACCUCAUGUGUUAAAAUUAACGAGAUCAGUGAUUUUAGCAUGUAAAUCGAGUGUUUUGUAUCAAGCUCAAGAAGCUUCGGAUCAAUGUAAAUAUAAUGCGAGAGAUUUUUCCGUUCUUGACAUUAUCAUCGCAAUGGAUGGAAUAACAUCAAUGACUGGUUGGUCACUCGAAACUUCGAUGGUGAAUCUACUUUCAAGCAAUGUUCGCUCGGCUCUCGAUAAAUGGAAAUCUAUAAAUGCGGCCCACAUUCCUUGGAAUACGUACGUCAACGAUAUUAUACCAGCUGAAAGCUAUAUUCUAGCCACGAUAAAUCAUCAUAUUAACCCCCUCUCUGAAUUUGGGACAUUUUCCAUAAAUUCCUCGCUGAAAAAUCUACUCUACUCGCUCGUGAAUUUUAUAAUGGAGUAUGUUAAUCCGAUCUCGGGUUUGGAAAUAUCGGAAAUCUCCCAAAUUCGCGAAGAGGCGAUCGAUAUACUGAUACCGUUGACAAUCGAUGCGCGAACUGAUUAUGUUCAAGAGAUGGCAUCGAAGACUUUGGGGAAAAUACUCGGCGAUACGGACAGUGAACCUAGACAGUUACGAGUUCAUCUCUUCAUUCUUUCGUAUACUUACGAUUUGAUUAUCGAUUACACGAGUAAUAGUGAGGAGGCAAUCAAUAUAACGAUCGACGAGAAAAUAUUGACCAACUAUAUCAAGUACUGGGAGUAUUUGCUUGAUAAACCGGUUGGUUAUAAGGCUCUCGCAGAAUUCUUUGCUCCGGAUACAAAUCGGAAGUUGAUGUCAAUAUUGCUGUCGAUUGCCUCGCCACUGGCUUCGCAACAAUUUGGAACGCAUGUUUUGCAUUUUUUCAAUAAAUUAUUCAAGACUGCGGAGAAAGUGAAUGAUGGAUCUUUGGAUCGAUUGUGUAGUUCGGUGGCGAAUUUAUCGACGGUCGAGAAUGAGAAAUUGCAAACUUGGUUGAGACAUGUGAUACUUGGGGAGAGGAAGGAGCGAAAGGAGGAGGGGACGGAAACUUGGCAGAAUAUUCUCGUGGAUGGAAAGGUGAAUCAGAAUAAUCAUUAUCAAGCGCUGGAGGAAAAUAAUCAGCUGUUACAGUCGUUGACGAAUUAUAUCGUCAAGGAGAAUAGUGGAAAUAAUGUAUCCGUGACGAUGCUCCAGGCGUUGAUUCCCUUGGGCUAUCAUAUUCUGUCGAGUGUCGAGGGUGUUAGCUUCACGGAUUUGAUGCAAGUGAUGUCGACCCUAGCGGAUGUGGGGACCGAUAAAGGUCAUAAGUUAUUAUUCAAGGCGGCGACCGGAUGGAUUGAGGUCUGUAAACAGCAGUUGAUGAGCGAUCCACAACUUGAGAAACCAUCGGGUUAUAUUGAGGCGGGUUGUUGUGUUUUGAACUACAUUGCGGAUGUGGUUUCCGCCGUUUGUCCGCAGAAUUAUUCGCAGGACAGGGCGACGAGUCCGCCUUGGGAGGGAGCGACGCCGGUGAAUGAUGUGAAUGACAGUGAUUGGAAUGAGGAGUUGGUGCAUGAGGACGAUGACAGUGCGGCGGAGGAUUCGGACGAGGAUAGUCUUUGUAAUAAACUUUGUACUUUCACGAUAACUCAGAAGGAGUUUAUGAAUCAGCAUUGGUAUCACUGUCAUGAUUGUAAUAUGGUGGAUGGAGUGGGGGUUUGUACGGUUUGUGCUCGGGUUUGUCACAGGGGACACGAUGUUACCUAUGCGAAGUAUGGGAAUUUUUUCUGUGACUGUGGAGCUAAGGACGAUGCCUCGUGUCAGGCUUUGAUGAAACGAAGUCCACAGAGUUCGGAGCAUCAGAUUGUGGGGAAUAAUAUUGCCUAUGGGACGGGGAAUUCGGACACUACGCAUUUGACGAGUAGUUUACGGAGGAGAGCGUCGAGUCCGAUUCACGAGAAGAGUGAGCGAUCGAGUAAGGAUAGGCAGAAAUUGUCAGCACUUUCGAAGCAACUGGAGGGAUCGAAGGACUGGAUUUUGGCGCAAUUGUGGUCUAGUGAAUUGAUAUCGUCGUUGGUGGAGUUGACCAGUAAUUUGGUGCCGGCUGUUGAGGCGUCUUGUCGAAAACAUUCGGCUGUUGGCUGCCACUCUAGGGGUCAGUUGGCGCUGAGACAACUUCAUCUGUUGGAUAAGAAAUUCGAGCAUACGGAUCAGUUGAUGCUGCCUACGUUGGGCUCCCAGGAGGGGGCUUUUGAGAAUGUGAGGAUGAACUACUCGGGCGAUCAGGGGCAGACGAUUAGACAAUUACUCUCGGCGCAUAUGAUCAGGAGAGUCGCCAUGUGUUGCCUCUCGUCCCCCCAUGGCAAACGACAGCAUCUCGCCGUUUCACACGAGAAGGGAAAGAUCACGGUUCUACAAUUGAGUACUUUACUAAAACAGGCCGAUUCGUCGAAAAGAAAAUUAACCCUCACUCGUUUGGCCUCAGCGCCGAUUCCAUUUACAGUUUUGUCAAUAACCGGAAAUCAGUGGAACGAGGACUUUCUGGCGGUGUGCGGACUCAAGGACUGUCAUGUCCUGACUUUCAACAGUUCGGGAACUGUCAGUGAUCACUUGGUACUGCAUCCGCAUCUAGAGACCGGAAACUUCAUCAUCAAGGCCUUGUGGCUCCCAGGCUCGCAGACCCAACUGGCCCUUGUCACCGCGGACUUUGUCAAAAUCUACGAUCUCAGCAAAGACGCUCUAAGUCCUCAGUACUACUUCCUGGUUCCAACGGGGAAAAUUCGUGACUGUACUUUCAUUCACGCGGAAGAUGGAAUGUUCCACCUGCUGCUAAUGUCCUCAGCCGGUUAUAUCUACAGUCAAGCGAUGGACGAAGAGAGUCUCGCAAAGCACGGACCAUUUUACGUCACAAACACGCUCGAUAUCUAUCACCCAGAAAUUAAGGACAACGGUCAAGUGGGAGGCGGCGGUGUCUCGAUCUACUACUCCCACGCUUUGCAACUUCUCUUCUUCAGUUACGCCUGCGGCAAGAGUUUCAUCGCCCCGUUAAAAUACAUGAAUCUCGAGAUAAAUAUCGUCUUCAUGAUCAAUCUAGCGAACAAAACCAACGGCAACAAAUCAAAUAACAAUCAACCCCAACCACUUUGUCAAUGGAGUGAAAUUGCCAAUCAUCCCGGUUUGGUCUGCUCCGUUCUCCAAAGCAGUAAUAAUCCCGUGAUUCUGAUGAUCAAACCCGAAACAAUAAUGAUACAGGAAAUUAAGGUUGUGCCGGCAAAGGCGAAAAUAAUGGAUAUUGUCGCGAUUAGACACUCGAGUUCAAAUGCGGAGCAUAGAACAACGUUGAUUUUGCUCUGUGAGGAUGGAAGUUUGAGAGUUUAUAUGGCGGCGAUGGAUCAGACGGGAUUUUGGAUGUCGCCGAAUGUUCAACCGGUGGGAACAAUUGCCACCAUUAAGCAGACGAAAAAGAAGAAGGCGAUGAAAACGGGAAAACCAUCGGGAUCGGUCGUAUUUCCGGUUGAUUUCUUCGAACACUGUCAAUCGAUGAAUGACGUUGAAUUCGGUGGAAAUGACUUGCUGCAGAUUUAUAAUGUGGCACAAAUUAAACAUCGAUUGAAUACCACUGGGAUGUAUGUUGCAUCGACGAGACAACUUGGUUUUAAUGUUGAGGUCAAUAAUAAUGAUCCCACUCUAGUCAUGACGGGAUUUAGAGUUCAAUUGGGAAAUCAGGAUAUUCAACGGGCACCUCUCUUUGUUGAAAUUUUCGGCAGAAGUGUCAGAAUAAUGCUGACGCGAAGCAGAUGGUUCGAUAUUCCUUUAACAAGAGAGGAAAGCUUGCAAGCGGAUAAAAAAUUAGUCAUUACUUUUGGUCCAUCGCAAGAUGCCGAGGGCGUCAUUAUGGUCGAUUCAAUUAAAGUAUAUGGAAAAACGAAAGAUGCCUUUGGUUGGCCAGAAGAACCGGAGGAAAUUACCGCUGGACAAUCGACAUCGGCUCCUGCUGCAACUGGAGCACCUGUCAAUAAUGAAAAUGAAAGUACACUUGUCUCUCCAGUGACACUAACAUCUAUUGACAAGAUGACGUCUAGUAUCUUGCAAGUUCUAGUUUCCUCCUUCACUCUCUCUUCCAGUGAUGAAAAUAAAUCCUCAUUAAAAUCAACAGCAAUUGAAGUUGCCUCUAAUCUUUUGACACUACCAAUUCCACAACAAGUUCAAGUGCACACAACUUCGCUUCUAGCUGCUCUACACAAUUCAAAAUUAUCCUAUCACUCUCACAAGGAUCAAGUACUUCUGUCGCAUGUUCUCGAUUCAUUGAGUUCAAUGCAAAAAAUAAAUGAUCCACGUGACAUUGAUGCGGAGAAUUUUUACCGACUUGUUCUUAUUGUUCGAAAUAUUGCCGUUGCUCGUCCUGGUAAUUUAGCCAAGUUUGCCGAUCAGCAUUCUGCUAAAUCAAUCGAUAUAUCGAGUAUUCCCGUUUUCGAAAAGGAUCGUCUUGAUUCACAAUCGACGACUGAUAAGAAUCAACAUUUGGUGGUGCAAUUAAUGGACGUUUUGUGGUCACUUUAUGCUGCGUAUCCAAAAAAUAUGGCCCUGGCGCCAGUUGUGGUGCCAGGUUUGACUCACACAGAGGCAACAAUUCACGCGAUUGUUGAAAUAAUUCACGCCUUUACAACCUGCGACAUUGAGGGUAACACGCCAUUGGCAGCGAAGCUUUAUCUUCAAUUAUUAUUAUCCUCGGACACGAGUAUCAGCUUUAGUGCAAAGCAAGCAAUCAUUCGUGUUUUGAGACCCAGAUAUAAACGUCGACGUGUUUUUAUACCGAGUCCUCCACAUUGCAGUACUCCAGGUGCGCCGAUGGAAACAGAGGAAAAACGAGAAAUUUCGGUGCAAUCGUCUCAAGAUUCAGCGGACGUUGAACAGCAAUAUGAAGUUGAAGCAAAUGAUCCAAUGGCGUUGAGUGGUAACGAUGAUAAUCGAGCAUCGGGAGGCCGAGCGGGAAAUCAUCCUCUGGAAGCGCUUCUUGGUCCUGGAGGAUUUCCACAAUUGUUGGAUAUGCCACCGGCUGACGACGAUGAAGUAAUGGUUGAAUUGGCAAUUGCCCUCAGUCUACAGGAUCAGCAAAGAGCUGGUAACAGUCAAGUUCCUCAGCAAGGCUUUCCACAGGGUCUUGCCAAUAUUCCCGGACUUCAGGGUUUGGAGAAUUUAAAUGGACCCGAAUUAGAUCGAAUUCAAGCGUUGGCCGUUCAGGGUCUUUCGCAGGCUGUCGAGAGAUUGAAUGUCGCCGUCUUGGGUCAAGAAGGAAGUCAUUAUUCGGACACAACAGCUUCUGCUGGAGGCUCGGACGAUGAGGGUUCAACGGCUGCAACUGACGGCAGUACUUUAAGAACUUCGCCAGCCGAACAAGGGGGAAGUGGUGGCAGUAAAGGAAGUGAAAGCGGUGGAAGCGAUUCAGGUGGCAGUGCAGUUGACAGCAUCACUGGCGAACACAACGUUUCCGGAAGAAGUUCCGCCUACGGUGACAACGCUCCCGAAAGUAUACCUUCAAUGAAUAUCGGUCAGCCUUCACGUUCUGAAAAUAGUUCCGUCGGUGCUGCGACUGCUUUCAGCGCUACGGAACAGGAACAAGAACAGGAACAGGAGCAGGAACAAGUAUUGGAACAAGAUACGGAUAAUGUCGGUGAAAAUACAAUGAAUCUUCACGAUAUCAGACUUUUGCUACUUGAUAAAUUGAUGCAAUUUAUUCCCGAUUUGACAAAUGUCUCUGGCGUGUUAGCAAUUCCAUUUAUGCAGGUAAUUUUGAUGUUAACUUCCGAUCUCGAUGGUAUGGACGAAAGAGAUAAAACGUGCGUUGAACGACUAUUGCAAAUUUUGGUGAAAGAAUUGGAAAUGGAAAAUCCCGAUACAAGUGACAUUUGCCAAAGAAGCAAUAAGAGAGAAGUUCAUCUUGUAAUUAUGCGACUGCUGAGUGUUUUAAUGUCAAGAUCAAAAGGCAGUACAAAGAGUCAAGUUGAAAAUCCAAAUUUUGUAUCACAAACAACUGCGGCUAUUUUGAGUAAUAAUGGAGUCAUCGAUUAUUGCUUGAAUCUUCUGAAAGCACUACUUGACUAUUGGAAAAACACCUCGAACGAAGAAGCUGGAAACGUGAUUGGUGGUCAGUUACUGAAGGAACAUCUCAUUGCAUCUCCACCCGAUAUGUCGCCAUUCUUCUUGAGACAGUACGUUAAAGGUCAUGCGAGCGAUGUUUUCGAACCGUAUCCACAAUUGUUGACUGAAAUGGCGCUGAAAUUACCGUACCAAGUGCACAAGUAUGCAGAAAAUUCAGUCGUACAACCAGAAUUCGAUCAGCAAGCAUGGUUCUACUAUCUUUGCGAGUACAUGAUGUCGUAUCAAACACCAUUCGUGAGACGACAAGUUCGUAAAUUAUUGCUUUUCAUUUGUGGAAACAAGGAUAAAUAUCGACAAUUGAGGGACUUGCACUCACUCGUUUCUCAUGUCCAGUCAGUACAACAAUGUUGUAAUACGGGCGGUUACGAUCCACUUAAUUCUCAUCCUCUGGCAAUUAAUUUGCCUUACGAUUCGCUCGUCGAACUGAUAGAGCAUCUCAAGAGUUGCGUCGAAGUUGCCACCAGUAGAACUGGCAAUUGGCAGAGAUUUUGUUCAAAACACAACACAGUUCUGUCAUAUUUAUUCACUAUCUCGACACUUUUAGACGAAGGCGUCAGUCCCACGGUUCUUCAACUACUGCAAUGCGCAAUUUGUUCCAGUAAAUUCAAAGAAGUCAAAAGCAAGGACACAAAGUCAACGACAUCAUCGACAAAAGAAAGAAGAGAUCGAGAAAAAUCUGAAGAUUCGGAUACAGAGGCAAAAUUCGAGGAAGCACAAUGUGUAUUUCUGGUUAAACAAAUUCAACAACAAGUUUCACCGGCCUUGCUUACGAAAUUUAUUCAGACAUUCCUUCUCGAGGCGAAUAAUACAAAUGUGCGCUGGCAAGCACAUUCACUAAUACUCGCCAUCUAUAAAAAUUGUGGUCCAUCAAAUCAGGAAAUUCUUCUCGAUCUCCUCUGGCGAUUGUGGCCCCUACUUCCAAUGUACGGCCGCAAAGCCGCACAAUUUGUCGAUCUACUCGGUUAUUUCUCAUUAAAAACACCACACACCGGCAAUAAAAUGCACGUCUACAUGGAGCAAGCAGUCGCCGUAUUACACGCCGAAAACGAAUUACUAUCCCGUCAUCCAAAUGCGAAUCUCUACGCAAAUCUUGCCCAAUUCGUCGAACUCGAUGGCUAUUACCUGGAGAGUGAACCAUGUCUCGUUUGUAACAAUCCCGAGGUCCCGAUGUCGACCAUCAAACUCUCUUCGAUUAAAGUAGAUUCAAAGUUUACGACAACUACUCAAAUAGUUAAAUUAGUGGGUAGUCACACCAUAAGUCGUAUCACCUUACGAAUUGGAGACUUAAAGAGAACUAAAAUGGUGAGAACAAUCAAUGUCUUUUAUAACAAUCGAUCAGUACAGGCAGUUGUGGAAUUGAAGAAUAAACCCGCCAUGUGGCACAAGGCGAAGAAAAUAACUCUCGCUCAGGGACAGACGGAAAUUAAGAUCGAAUUCCCCUUGCCCAUAGUGGCUUGUAAUUUGAUGAUCGAGUACGCUGAUUUUUACGAAAAUAUACAAGCAUCGUCGGAGACGUUGCAAUGUCCGAGAUGUUCGGCGAGCGUACCGGCGAAUCCGGGUGUUUGUGCGAAUUGUGGCGAGAAUGUAUUUCAGUGCCACAAGUGUCGGGCUAUUAACUAUGACGAGAAGGAUCCAUUCUUGUGUCACGCUUGUGGUUUUUGUAAGUACGCGAAAUUUGAUUAUACACUCACGGGACGUCCUUGCUGUGCUGUGGAUCCGAUCGAGAGUGACGAGGAUCGAAAGAAGACGGUCGCGACGAUCAACACAUUGCUCGAGAAGGCGGAUCGAGUUUAUAAGAGUUUGAUUUCGAAUAAACCGACACUGGAGAUGUUGCUGGUGAAGAUAUCGGAGCAUCGAUCGGAUAGGAGUUUGGAAGAUGGGGGUGUUGUUGCCGGGGGAAGUACGCAAGUAAAUCGAGCGAUACAACUUUUGGCGCAGAAAUAUUGCGGGGAGUGUAAGACAUCUUUCGAGGAAUUGAGUAAAAUUAUACAAAAAGUCCUGGCAUGUAGGAGGGAAUUGGUGGCGUACGAUCGGAAUCAGAGAGGAUUGGCGGUGAUUCAGCAUCAGCAGGCGUCGACGAGUGAUGGAUCGGUUGAGCCGAUAGCGCCGAAUGCGGGGCGAUGUUACGGGUGUGCGUCGGCGGCGACGGAGCAUUGCUUGACACUGUUGAGAGCGUUGGCUACGAAUCAGGCGGCGCGGGAGGUUUUGUGUAAACAUGGAUUGAUACAGGAGUUGGUGGAGCAUAAUUUGAGGAAAGGGACGAUACAGAUGCAGGAGGAGGUGAGGCAGUUGCUCUGUUUGGUGACGAGGGAUAAUUCGGAGUCGACGAAGGAGCUUUGUGCGCUUUUGACGAAUCGGGUGACGAUGACGCUGAAGGGGAGGAUUGCGACGCAUGAUCUGUCGAUGGCGGUGAGGCAUGAGAUGUCACUUUUGGCGGCGUUGGUGCAGAAGGAGGAUUCGUGCUGGGAGCAGAAAUUGAGAUGUGUGAUGCAAUUGUUUCUGUUGGCUUGUAAGGAUUCGAAGAGUCCGGUGGUGAUGGACUCGGUGAUUCUGCCGUGUAUGAAGAUUCUGCAGAGUGUGAUCAAGCCGGAGCAGCCGGUGUCGAAGAAGAAUAAGGAUAAGAGUACGGAGUCGUUGGCGACGAUACAACCGCCGGCGGGGAUUAGCAUUGAUAUCGGAAAGUGGUUGAGCGGGGAUUCGAUGUACACUUAUGCGAAUUGGUUGGAACGAGUGCCGACGAGGAAGAGCGAAGCGGGACCGAGCAAGCAGCUGACGAAGGAGGAAGCUAGAAUUGUUUAUUUGAUGGAGAAAUACGGUCAUCGGUGGCAUAAUCGCUGUCAUCAUUUGAGGGACAUGAAGUCUUUGAAAUUAGUCGAUGGCGCUUGGUUGAAGGAGGUUUUAUUCAAUCCGAGUUCGAGACUAGCGCGUCAAGUGGCUUGUACGAUGAUUGAAAGUCUCUGCCAGGGGAUGGAGAGGAAGAAAGAAUUGCUGGUCCUCCUGACGAAUUAUCUCGAGGAGGUUCACAUAGCCGGGGAAAGCAGCGCUGAAUUCUUGUCCCUUUAUCAGAGUCUAAUCAGACAGUCGCCUUGGAAGCAGUUCUUGGCCGUGAAAGGCGUUCUCACACUCCUCGCCGAGUUGUUGACCCGCGAAAUCGAGGAUCUUCACCGCCUCGAAGAAACGACUUUAACUAGCGAUCUCGCCCAGGGUUAUUCUUUGAAAAUGCUCACCGAACUCUUGGCAACCUUCCUCGAGCAGGAGAAUAUCAAGCAACACUACAAAGGAAGACUCGUAGGGGCCGUUCUCAAUGGUUACCUCUCGCUAAGGAGACUCGUCGUUCAGAGGACGAGACUGAUCGACGACACGCAGGAGAAGCUUUUGGAACUUUUGGAGGAGAUGACAACCGGAACAGAAGAGGAGACAAAGGCCUUUAUGGCCGUGUGCGUCGAAACGAUACAAAAGUACAGUCCCCAGGACGUAAGAACUCCGGUAUUUAUAUUCGAACGCCUCUGCUCGAUAAUCUAUCCCGAAGAGAAUGACGUCGGUGAAUUUUUCCUCACUUUGGAAAAGGAUUCCCAGCAGGAAGAUUUUCUCCAGGGAAGAAUGCUGGGCAAUCCCUACAGUAGUUUGGAACCCGGUCUCGGACCACUGAUGAGAGACGUGAAGAAUAAAAUCUGUCAGGAUUGUGAAUUGGUGGCAUUGCUCGAGGACGACAAUGGAAUGGAACUACUUGUAAAUAAUAAAAUAAUAAGUCUCGAUUUACCAGUGAAGGAGGUGUAUAAAAAAAUCUGGGUCGUCGAGGGUGGUGAGUGCGAUGCAAUGCGAGUUGUUUAUCGAAUGCGGGGACUUCUUGGCGAUGCGACGGAGGAAUUUGUCGAGACAUUGAAUGCGAAUAGCGAGCAGGAGGUGAAUAAUGAGGAGGUGUACAAAAUGGCGAAUGUUCUCGCUGAUUGCGGUGGUUUGGAGGUGAUGUUGAAUCGAUUGGCGGCUAUUCAGGACGUUAGUCGAGCGAGACCGUUGCUGCAGGUUUUGUUGAAAUUAUUCCGAUUGUCAGUGAAGGUGAAGAAGAAUCAGGAGGUUCUGAGUCGACCGGAAUUAAAGGCAGUGUCUGUUUUACUCGACGUUUUGCAAAGAUGUCUAGAGACGGAGUCUGAUAGUUCACAGGCGAAAAUAACGGAGCAAUUACUCGAUAUUAUGGAGACAAUUCUAGAAAAUGCGGCCGCACAACCAUUGAGUUCCUUUGAGGAAUUCUCAAAGACACUCGGCGGUGCGGAUCAUAUAAAAACACUUCUCUCCUGCACCCAAUCGUCAGCGGUGAGACAAUGCAAUAACGUUCUGAUGCACCUGGCUAGAGUCCUAGCCGCACUCACUUACGGCAACGAGGAGAAAAUGGCCCUACUUUGCGAUUAUUUCAAACCAGUUCUAAACUUUUACAAAUUCGAUUUUGAACACACAACCGAGGAUGAUCAGAAAUUGGAACUAUUUUGUAUUCUAACGCAAGGCAUUGAGAGAAAUGCGAUUGGAAACACACUCAAGGAUCAUAUUAUCAAUAUGGGAAUUGUUAAGGAUGCUUUCGAGUACAUAACGAUGCAUGCGCCUUGCGUGAAGCCAACAUUAUUGAGAACGGACAGUGAUGAAUUGAAGGACUUUAUAUCGAAACCGUCGUUGAAGUAUAUAUUGAGAUUUCUCACUGGACUUGCGACGGAACAUGAACCGAUACAAUUGUCAGUGUCGCCGGCGAUUAUAAGCAUUAUUCAUCGAUUGGAGCAGGUAUCGUCUGAUGAACAUGUGGGAUCAUUGGCGGAGAAUUUACUCGAGGCAUUGUGUACGAAUAAAAAAGUUUCGGAAUUAAUUGAAGAGGCGAGACAACAUACGAGGAGUGAGAAGAAGAGACUCGCGAUGGCAAUGAGAGAGAGGCAAUUGGGUGCUUUGGGAAUGAGUACCAAUGAUAAGGGUCAAGUCACUGCGAGUAAGACAAUUUUACAGCAAAUGGAGGAUCUGGGCGAUGAGACGGGUCUCAUUUGUGUUAUUUGCAGAGAGGGAUAUAAAUUCAAGCCCAAUAUGGUUCUGGGCAUAUACACAUUUACGAAACGAUGUAACGUGGAGGAGUUUGAGACGAAACAGAGGAAAACAAUCGGCUACACGACGGUGACACAUUUCAAUGUGGUGCACGUGGAUUGUCACAUGUCGGCUGUUCGAUUAGCAAGAGCGAGAGACGAAUGGGAGAGUGCAGCGCUGCAGAAUGCGAAUACAAAAUGCAAUGGUCUACUACCACUUUGGGGACCACAAGUUCCUGAAUCGGCAUUCGCCAGUUGUUUAGCGAGACACAAUACAUAUUUGCAAGAGUGCACGGGACAUCGCGACAUUUCUUAUUCGUCGACAAUUCACGAUCUUAAAUUACUCCUCUUGCGAUUCGCGCAGGAAAAAACUUUCCAUGAGGAUACGGGUGGUGGUGGACCACAGUCAAACAUGCACAUAAUACCUUAUUUAAUUCACAUGGCUCUCUAUGUGAUCAACACAACACGAUCGGCAGCGAGAGAGGAGAAAGCACACAUGUCGUAUUUACAUUCUACUGCCAGCUCCUCUUGGCUUGACAGUUGUUACGAGGCUGAUGGUCCAUUUUAUCAGUGCACACUGUCACUCCUUGUAAUGCCACCCUCACAAUGGAAUAAAUUCAGAAUUACUCAUUUGAGGAGACUCAUUAUUCUCGCUCAACAAAGAUACACUUCUCCUUCGUUGUCAACGAAAAAUCUCACCGAUGUUACCGUCAAAGAUUAUUCAGUAUACAAGAGUGUCCUUAUCUUCUUUGGUCUUGUCGAUUGCAUAUACAAUACAUUUUUUAAGAAAGUUGUUGUCACUUCAGACGAACAAUGGCCGUCAAUUUUAGCUGAAUAUAUUCGACACAAUGAUGAAGCUUUAUUGAAAGCUUCGGAGCGUGUUUUGGCAACCUAUCGAGAUGAAUUGUUACCUUGUGAAUCAUUCGAAGAAUAUUGUGAUGUUGUCGGUUUAAUCGAAGAUGUGACAGACAUUUCGUCGUAUAUAAGCAAAGUUCUGAAAGAUCUCGCUUAGUGAAAUCGGCAGCACGUCCCAAUUUUAAACGCUUUCUACACGACCUAUCUUCCCCUCAAAAUAAAUAAAA
This is a messenger RNA of Leptopilina heterotoma, 15772 nucleotides long. It is a transcript of the gene poe, whose product is annotated as E3 ubiquitin-protein ligase UBR4. NCBI's taxonomy places the organism in Eukaryota, Metazoa, Arthropoda, Insecta, Hymenoptera, Figitidae. The record is from RefSeq and is a predicted model, not a curated record. Bases 16 to 15702 code for a protein of 5228 amino acids. Gene Ontology annotation, molecular function: protein binding; zinc ion binding. The transcript has 25 exons.